This is a messenger RNA of Impatiens glandulifera, 438 nucleotides long. Its product is annotated as 14 kDa proline-rich protein DC2.15-like. The transcript has a single exon. Bases 1 to 423 code for a protein of 140 amino acids. NCBI's taxonomy places the organism in Eukaryota, Viridiplantae, Streptophyta, Magnoliopsida, Ericales, Balsaminaceae. The record is from RefSeq and is a predicted model, not a curated record.
AUGGCUUCUUCCAAAACCUCCCUAGCCCUCUUCCUCUCUAUAAACCUCCUCUUCUUCGGCCUUGUCUCGGCUUGCGGCUCUUGCCCUAAGCCACCCAAGCCCAAACCACCACCACCACGGCCGCGUCCAGUUCCAUGCCCCCCUCCCCCUUGCCCCACCCCGCCGGCCACAUGCCCGAGGGACACUCUAAAGUUGGGGGUGUGCAUGGACUUGCUUGGAUUGGUUGAUCUAGUGGUCGCCGAUCCUACCACCACAAAGUGUUGCGCGCUCAUCCAGGGCAUGGCUGACCUCGAGGCUGCGGUCUGUCUCUGCACUGCUAUUAAGGCUAACAUUCUUGGGAUCAAACUUAAUGUUCCAAUCUCCUUUACCAUGCUUCUCAACGUCUGCCAGAAGGAACUGCCCCCUGGCUUCAGCUGUUCCUAAAUUAAUUUGAUGAUC